Nicotiana tabacum (common tobacco) is the source of this 1371-nucleotide messenger RNA. RefSeq lists its product as uncharacterized. NCBI's taxonomy places the organism in Eukaryota, Viridiplantae, Streptophyta, Magnoliopsida, Solanales, Solanaceae. The record is from RefSeq and is a predicted model, not a curated record.
GGGAGAAAAUGCUGGCGGCUCCCCAGAAUUCCACGACUUUUUUUGGUCUUGUUGAAAACGAAAACGGUUCACUAUAUAGUCAUAAUAUACAUAUUGAAGAAGAAGAGAAAGCACAAGCAAACAUAAUAUGCUCUUUUCUCAUUUGGAUAUUCUUUCCUGAAGAAAGUUGUAGAGAAAGAGAGAGAAUGGUGCUAUGGGAGAUCACAUUGGCAACGGCGUAUUUCUUGGGUCUGAAACGAACUUACAAGCUCUUCUUGAGGAUUCAGCGUAAGCUCAUUACUCCCAAUCACCCCAGGCUUCGUGCUUUCGCUCAAAGGCGAACACGAGCUGCCUUUGACAUGGCACUGACCAUUCAUCGCAAGAUACAAGAAAGAGAUAUUGAAGCUGGUAAGAAUCUUGGGAAUUGGAUCCUUCGUUGGCUUGAUAAAAUGAAGCCAUCAGCUAAUAUUCGAGGAAAUCCCUCAGAUAGCAAUGUAAUUACGAGCGCAAGUAAGCAGCUUAGGAAAUCAUCUCACUCCCCAAAGCCGGAGGGAUUCCAGAAAUAUGGUGCUGGCCAGGAUAAGGGAUCCAGCAGCAGGCAUCUGUUUACCUCAGGGAGGAACACAUGGCAGAAAGCCUAUCCAACCAUUUCUAUGAUGAUCAAACCAAGAAGCCCUGCUGGAACAAGCAUCCAGUGCAGGCAGUUCAAAACUGUCUUGCCAGCUAGUUUCAAAGGCAUGAAUCUUGCGAAACAUGGUUUUGAGGGAGUGAUCCGACCGGAUAUAUUGCAGUGGAUUCAACGAAGCUAAUCCAUUAACUACUCUGUUGCUGCUUUGGCCUUUUCACUUGUGGAGCUGAAGCAUUCAAGAAUUAGUUCUGGCAAUAACUAAAAGCGUUAUGGUUUUAAAUUGUAGACUUUGCGGCUUCUGUUUUCUUUUGGCUGCCUAGUGCUUUCCAGUCAACCUUGUAAAUUCUUUUCGGAUUCUGCCCAGUACUUGCACUUCACCCAACCUUGAUUGUUGAGUAGCUCUCUUUGGAAUUUGAUUUCUGUUGUGGAAGUGUAUCAAGACCUGAGAUUAUCUUCCAUCCCAAAGAACCGAAAAACAGUGCUACUUUUUUCUUUAUUGUAUUUGCACUCUAUAGAUAAAGGUGUUUGGUGUUCCUCCCCUUGAUCAAUUGCAUAUCCCAUUUUUUGGGAUUCUGCCCAGUACUUGCACUUCAACCAACCUUGAUUGUUGAGUUGCUCUCUUUGGAAUUUGAUUUCUGUUGUGGAAGUGUAUCAAGACCUGAGAUUAUCUUCCAUCCCAAAGAACCGGAACACAGUGCUACUUUUUUCUUUAUUGUAUUUGCACUCUAAUAGAUAAAGGUGUUUGGUGUUCCUCCCCUUGAUCA